This is a messenger RNA of Seriola dumerili (greater amberjack), 1941 nucleotides long. RefSeq names its product ATP synthase mitochondrial F1 complex assembly factor 2 (gene atpaf2). The record is from RefSeq and is a predicted model, not a curated record. Gene Ontology annotation, cellular component: mitochondrion. The transcript is spliced from 8 exons. Gene Ontology annotation, biological process: mitochondrial proton-transporting ATP synthase complex assembly. Lineage: Eukaryota; Metazoa; Chordata; Actinopteri; Carangiformes; Carangidae. The coding region runs from base 268 to 1128 and encodes 286 amino acids.
AUGCUAUCUGUCAAGCACAGAAGGUCAGACGCGUGCAUUUGAACGCAGGAGCUGUUUUAUGAAAGCUUAGGAAGGAAUGUAUGCUAGCAAAUAGGGACAUAGUGACUUUAUACAGUUAGCCAAGGCGGUAUAAACAAGAACCAAUGCUUAUAAUACGAAACAACAGCCACUCGUAUAAAAAUGUUGAAUCUAAUUAACUAAAGUCUAGCGUGUCAGCUCUCCUCUCAGUUAGCUUUUCUUAACACACAUCUCCACCUAUCUGCCACUAUGUUAAAGAGCCUUGUUAGACUUCAGAGUCAGCUUGGAAAUGCCCUUUCUCUCAGUAAAGUGUGCCCAAGAGGUCAGCAGUCCCGAUUUACUUUGAAAUACUCCACAGCCGCAGCAGCAGAAAGAAAGAAAUUUUAUCAAGAUGUCAGCAUAUCCCAGGGUGACGGUGGUGUAUAUGAGAUCAACCUAGACAGAAGGAAACUGAAAACCCCCGGAGGGAAGCUGUUCACAGUGCCAAAUGAAGCCCUGGCCAUCGCUGUGGCAACCGAGUGGGACGCUCAAAGAGACACACUCAAGUUCUACUCAAUGCACCUGACUACACUGUGCAACACAGCUCUGGACAAUCCCACGGAGCGUAAUGAGGACCAAAUGAUCAAUGCUGCUCUAAAGUUCCUGGAGACUGACACUGUUUGUUACAGAGUAGAUGAGCCCUAUGCUUUGGUUGAGCUACAGAAGAAUGAGUGGGACCCUGUGCUGCACUGGAUUGAAAACAGAUACAAUGUCACUAUUGGCUCCUCGUCCAGUAUUUUGGGUCCUGAGAUUCCAGAGGCAACCAAAGAUACGUUCCGGCAACACCUGAAGUCUUUCAACUUUUGGUCUCUGACAGGGCUCGAGUAUGUGAUCACACAGCUGAAGUCUGUUGUUCUGUCCAUGGGGAUGAUUGACAGACAUCUGAGUGUGGAGCAGGCUGUGCUGCUCUCCAGACUGGAGGAGGAAUACCAGAUUCGGCGCUGGGGAAACGUAGAGUGGGCCCAUGACUACGACAUGUAUGAGCUGAGGGCACGGACCGCUGCUGGAGCUCUUUUUGUUCACCUCUCAUCUGAGAGUUCAACUGUCAAGCGCAAACUUCUGCAGGACUGAGAGAAAGAUGAGCUCAAACAUAGAACUCUCAGUAACCGAGAGAGAAACCCCAAGCACCUCUGUUUAUCAAUGAUGUACAUCAAUGCAGAAAAACACAACACAUCCUGUUUGUUCUAUUUAGCAGUGACAGCAGCUCUGUCUGUCAUCUGUUACAGAAACAUCUCACUCUAGUCUUUUUUUGCAGUGUUAAUAUGUGGAAGCUGCCAAGAGUGACACCCCUCACAGAGUUUCCAGUCGGUUCUCAGUCAUCCGCGACAUUUUGGAUGCUGGUGACUACUACUGUUGUCUGUUUGGUGGUGGAAUGUUAAUUCCCUGGCUGCUUUUUCUGUGUGCUACAUUUGAUUACUGGAAGGUGCAUGUGCUAUUCUACCAACAAACUGUCCACGCUAACUGCGCUGUGUAGAUGAAAGCACACUGCAUGUGAAAAAAUAUUCACUUGCAGUAGGUAAAACAUCAAAUUGCCAUCUGUAGUUAAGAUUGUCAUCGUUCAUGUUUUGUGUAUUUUGGCAUUUUCAGUGUGGUAAUGAGGUGAGAGAUUAAAUACUGCACAGAGAAAGCUUGUUCAUGUGUAUCAACUAUACAGUGCUGUUUCUACAAAAAGUUGUAUUUUAGUGGAAAAGUGGGUUGCACUCUCAUGCAGUUGUAAUUUUCAUGUACAGAGCUGAAGGUUUUGUUGCUUUUACAGUUGAAAUGAAUCACAGAAAUGAAAAGAAUGGCAUUAUGUGACUCAUAUUUGUCGGUGCCCUUUCCCUUUCCACCACUUGUGAGCAAAAUACGUCAGCAGAGCUUAUCGUGAAUUAAAACCCAAAUAAG